Molecule: messenger RNA, 1575 nt
Organism: Papaver somniferum (opium poppy)
Lineage: Eukaryota; Viridiplantae; Streptophyta; Magnoliopsida; Ranunculales; Papaveraceae
Product: probable WRKY transcription factor 65
Exons: 3
Coding region: 204-1280 (358 amino acids)
Biological process (GO): regulation of DNA-templated transcription
Cellular component (GO): nucleus
Molecular function (GO): DNA-binding transcription factor activity; transcription cis-regulatory region binding
Source: RefSeq, a predicted model, not a curated record
UAUAUUCAAACCCUCCCCUUAUCUCUUAUCUCAUACUCAAACCAUCAUAAAACCUCUCUAUCUCUCUCUUAAUGUUUGGAGAAGUUAGAAAAACGUCGUCUUGAUCAUCUCCAGUUUAUCAGUAACAAUACAGCAGGAUUCAGGGUUCAGGUUAAUUGAUCAAUUAUCUUAUUCAUAUCGUAAGAAAUUAGAAGAUAUUGAAAAUGGAUGGAAGAUUCAACAACCCAUUUAUCAGUGAAGAAGAAGAAGCAGAAUUUAUGCAAGAAAAUUGUACUAGUAGUCCUACUUUAUCAUCGUCUCCUCCACCGUCUUACUCCAAUUCUAGUAAACAUAUGUUGAUUAACGAUCAUCAUCACCAUCAUAUUCAAAAUAAUAAACAUCAUCAAAAGGCUCUCUCAGUUAACAUGGCUUCUCCAAAGAAAAGUAGGCGAGCUAUGCAGAAAAGGGUGGUGUCAAUACCAAUAGGAGAAAUUGAUGGAUCAUCAACCAGGACAAAUAACAGUAAAGGUGAAGGAGCUCCACCUUCUGAUUCUUGGGCUUGGAGAAAGUAUGGACAAAAACCAAUCAAAGGUUCUCCAUAUCCUAGGGGUUACUAUCGGUGUAGUAGCUCAAAGGGAUGCCCAGCAAGAAAACAAGUCGAACGAAGUAGAGUGGAUCCCACAAUGCUCGUGAUAACUUACGCUUGUGAACAUAAUCAUCCAUGGCCGGCUUCUAGAAACAAUAAUUCUAGUACUAACUCUUCUUCUCCUCCUCCUGCCACCAAGGCUAUCACUACCAGAGCCAAAUCCUCCACCACCGCAACAAUUACAACUGCGGCCGUAGCGGUAGCUCCAGACGAUGGUGUUGAUGUUGAUACUAAGCCCAAAAUAAAACAAGAGGAAUCAGCGGUUUUUGGAAACCAACAAGAACUGAUCGAAGAUAAGUUCAACGAUUUGGGUGGGGAAGAACAUUCAAUGAUUAUAAAUGCAACAACAGAUAAUGAUUUUGGAUGGUUUACAGAUGACGUAGUAUCGGCAUCACAUGGGAUACUAGAGAGUCCUAUUUGCGCGGGAAUAAGUAGUAGUAAUCUUAGUAUUAUUAGUGGCGGAGAAUCUGGUGUUGGUCAUGAUGAGAUGCCAAUGAUAUUUCCAAUGAGAGAAGAAGAUGAAUCAUUGUUUGCUGAUUUAGGUGAAUUACCUGAAUGCUCAGUUGUUUUCCGAAGAAGUGGAUUUUUUGAACAAGAAGAAGAGCGCAGAAGGUGUAGUUUAAGAACAGCUUCAUGGUGUGGCAGUACAGGAUAAGUUACGAUCAAUUAAAAGUGUAAAAUCGACAAAAGUGCGCGUCGUGCGCCACAAGAUACAGAAGAUACAGGUUUAAAAAGAUUUUCAAGAUAAAAGGGAAAAAAUGUUAUUAAAUUUUUAUUUUUGUUUUUCUCAAUUUAACAUUGAUGGUAGUGUAAAAUAGUAAUGGAAGAUGGAAAUAAAGAAGAAAAAUGGGGAUACAGAGAUAGAGAGAGGGGAAGAGAGAAUUGUUAUUUUUUAAAGAUGUAGAUUCUUUGGAUUUUGUUUUGAUGCUUGUGUGAUAGCAUUUCUUUGA